AUGCGCUGCAUUCUCUCCCUUCUCUCCUCCGUGGCCCUGGUGGCCGCCCACGGUUACGUCGAGAGCGCGACCAUCGGAGGAAAAGAGUACGAAUUCUACAACCCCAACGUCGACCCCUACUCCAACCCCACCCCCGAGCGCAUCUCGCGCCCAAUCCCCGGCAACGGCCCCGUCGAGGACAUCUCUUUGAUCGACAUCCAGUGCAACGGCUACACUGCCGGUGGUGUCAAGGGCAGCCAGCCUGCUGCUCUGCACGCCGAGGCUGAGGCCGGAUCUACUGUCAACCUUCGCUGGACUCUCUGGCCCGACUCUCAUGUCGGUCCUGUUCUGACUUACAUGGCUCGUUGCCCUGAUGAGGGUUGCGAUGCUUGGGAGCCUGCCAGCGAGAAGGUGUGGUUCAAGGUUCAGGAGGCUGGGCGAGAGGGAACCUCCAACAACUGGGCUGCUACCUCGCUCAUGAAGGCCGACAACGAGGGCAUCGACUACACCAUCCCCAGCUGCCUCAAGCCCGGCUACUACCUCGUCCGCCACGAGAUCAUUGCCCUCCACGCCGCCUACCAGUACCCCGGAGCCCAGUUCUACCCCGGCUGCCAUCAGCUCAAGGUUGUCGGUGCCGGCUCGACCGUUCCCACUGACCUCGUUGGUUUCCCUGGGGCCUAUGCUCAAAACGACUCCGGCAUCGUCUAUGACGCCUACAAGGCUUCCACCUACAAGAUCCCUGGCCCUGCUCUGUUCACCUGCUAA
Messenger RNA from Fusarium keratoplasticum, 744 nucleotides. RefSeq lists its product as uncharacterized. The transcript has 3 exons. NCBI's taxonomy places the organism in Eukaryota, Fungi, Ascomycota, Sordariomycetes, Hypocreales, Nectriaceae. Bases 1 to 744 code for a protein of 247 amino acids. The record is from RefSeq and is a predicted model, not a curated record.